Messenger RNA from Diachasmimorpha longicaudata, 3218 nucleotides. Its product is annotated as E3 ubiquitin-protein ligase Topors-like. Gene Ontology annotation, biological process: protein monoubiquitination; protein polyubiquitination. The record is from RefSeq and is a predicted model, not a curated record. Gene Ontology annotation, molecular function: ubiquitin protein ligase activity; metal ion binding. The transcript has 3 exons. Lineage: Eukaryota; Metazoa; Arthropoda; Insecta; Hymenoptera; Braconidae. Bases 586 to 2979 code for a protein of 797 amino acids.
GAGGUCUAUUGUGCUUGCGGUGAAUCUCAGCUGUGCUUCAAAUAAGCCUUCUUUAUUUAUUAAUCGUGCAUCCUGAAACUUCCCACUAACCAACAAUCGACAUUGUCCUCUUGUUAUCGUCAUUCAUCGUCAGGCAUUCAUCGGAGGAUCUUCGAUAAUUGGCAGAAUUAAAUCAUAAGAAUUCAUUAAAUUUCACGCUAGGAGAGGAGAUUUGGCAUCCGUGGAAAAAUACAUCCACGCACCACUGAAAUAGAGAAGACGAAAAACACUUUUACGACUCUCCACUCCAUCAUAGGCAUCACAAAAUUGCCUAGUAUAAUGUAAAAUACAGGGCGGAGCCCAAUAAUUUAAUCAAUCUUAUCAGUAAUGGAGUUACGCCGUUGGAUGACACACAGUGCAGUAUUGACGAUCAAUUUUACGUGACCAAUUUGGAUAACAAUUCGACACGACUUUCUGUCACAUCUAAGUAUCAUUCAUUGCGACAUACUCACGUACUUUGACGAUAAAUCAGUGCGAGCUAUUCGUCAAGGCUUUCAUAAAAUGUUGUGAAAGUAACCACCCCCAAGACAAUAACUUUUCUACAAAAUGGAAGAGCCCAUACCCCUGGAAGAGGUUCCGGAGACCAAGGAGCCUGUAAAAUUAGAGCCAACAUCGAGUGCAAGCCCAGGAGACAGGGGUGGAGCAAGCUCUCCAACGCCAGAGUGCAGUAUAUGCCUGGGUCACUUGGUAAAUACCUCCUUCACCGACAGUUGCCUCCAUCAGUUCUGCUUCACUUGUCUUCUGCAGUGGUCGAAAAUAAAGACCGAGUGCCCCCUUUGCAAGCAGACCUUCAAAUCAAUAAUCCAUAAUGUUCGAUCAGAGGAGGAUUAUGAUCAGUAUCAUGUGCCAAGGGAGAUGGUGGGCCCUCCCCAGGUGUCACCAUUGGUGGACAUUAACCUCGAGCUCAUCAACUUGGAUUAUGAAUUCAUCAGGCAUGUGCAGCAGGACCCAGCCGCCAGGAGAUUUGCCUACAGAACCACCAUGACCCCCAACAGGAGGUUAAGGUUCCUGCCAGUUUCUGGUCCAGGCGUACCAACAGUACCACGCGAAGAGCUGAGACACAGGCGGCGUAAUCCUGUAGACUACAGAAGGAAUGUUUACAGGCAUGGAGAAUGGUCAACCCCUCUUCAUGGGCAUUACAGUGGAGCCCUUGAACGCAGCGUUGAAUUUUUUAGAUUGAAUCCCUAUGAGUUAAACCGAUUGAUUCCCUGGAUUAAUCGAGAUCUUCAAAUUCUGCUUAAUGGAAAUGAGCCUCACAUUGCCUAUGUCCUCAGAACAAUCAUGGACUCCCUCACAAGAUACGAUAUAAGAAGUGCUGAACUCAGGGAUGUCCUCAGACCGCACUUUGGUAUCCAUACCGAUCAUUUUCUUCAUGAAUUGAUGAACUAUGCCAGGACUGGCUACGAUAUGGCGACUUAUGACAAUUAUAUCACGUACCAUGGGCUACCCACUGGCUAUAUCAAUAGCGUGCAAUCACCUGCCCGGAGUGAGACCAGCAGUAGUUGGUCAAGUGAUGACUCGGAUGUCAGAGUUGUUGAUAAUAUGAAUGUUGGACCCGCCGAGGUGCCUGCGGUUGGACCUCAUCCCAUCGAUAUGCCCGGGCCAAGUACAGUGGGUCAAGCCUUCCAGUCGCGCAUACCCACAGGCUCCCCUACGAUCUUCACAAUCUCCUCGAACUCUGACGAAUCAGAUUGUGAAAUUGUGGGGUACAUAAAGCCCCGUCAUGAGAGAACUCCUGAGAUAAUUGAGAUCUCCUCCUCGGAUGGUGAGAUAGCUGGCCCCAGCACCUCUGGCACCAUGGAUCAAACACCUCGGACCCCCUCGCCGGCCCCCGCACCCCUGGACGAGCCGAGCACUUCCCAGGAGACAAGUCGAAGAAAUCCCCGUGGAGCCCGCCGAAAAGCAUCGAUGCACCUAGCCCCCAUGGACUGUUCUUUCAGUGACUUUUCCUCCGAGAGCAAGAGCCAAGACUGGGGGAAGAAGGGACGUAAGACCAAGCGCACCAGGAAGACAUCAAAGGCGUGCAAGAAGAGUCCUCGAAAACAGUCCCAGAGGGAAUCUCUGAAUUCCAAGAAACGAAAUAGAGAUAUGUCUAGUUCAAAUGAUGAAGAAGCCCACCAAGAGUUGCAACAGAAAAAAAACAAGCGUUUCCAGAAGUUCCGAUUGCGAGCAACUUCACUUUCCUGCAACGAGGACGACGAGGAGGGGCCCCACACCCCCAAGAAAAGCCUGGUCAUAAAAAUUCGAAAAGACCUGAUGAAUCAGAACCAGCACGACAGGCACACCAAGGACUUAUCCUCCAGCAGUGAAUACUCCUCAUCUUCGUCCAGCUCCAGUGACAGUGACUCGAGUGCCAGUUCAGAUACCAAUUUACCUCUGAAGAAACGAAAGUGGGGGAGAACUCACAGGAGAACUGAUAAAUCCAGUGACAAGGGCAAAAGGUCGAAGGGGAAGAUCAAGUCAACUGUUGUGAAGUGUGCGCCAGUAUCGACUAUUCUUCGGAAGGAUGCCACCAAAAAGGAGUGGUAUGUUGAUAAAAAGGUGUCCAGAAGCACAAGCAGAUCAAGUGAUGAGGAGCAACCUGACACCAGACUUCGCCUUACCCCUUGCGAGUGUAGGGAUAGGAACGGGGUAGAAGAGUUCUCCUCAGCCGAGUCACCAUCUGAUGAUGAGGGACGUUCCAAUAGCCAGUGCAGCUCAAGGGCUGAGAGAACUCAGGAUAAGUAUCGGAGCAGGCACAAGUGCAAACGCAAGGAAAAAGAGAGGGAUGGAGAGGAGCCAAGCACAUCUGCGGAGAAACAUUCCGUCGAGGGGAGGAGUAUGAAAAAACGGAAGAAGACGCACAAAAAAUACAAAAGUUCAAAGGGUAAACAUUCUAAAGGGCGGAAACGUGACAAGAGACAUUGGGGGUCCUCAGAUUCAUACAGUUCGUUGGAUUAAAUGUUUCGGUUAAAUGUUACUCUACGUUCUGUUUCAUCUGCAAAUUGUAUCUGAAUAAAUGCAUUUUUUACUUAUAAAUAUAGUAUUGUAAUCAGAGUUUUGAGGUUCGAGGUGGAAAUACUUCUGAAAUCAAGACGAUUUCCGUUAUGUAAUUAAUGAACGACUUUAGUUUGUGAAUUAAAUGUAUUUGUGCGAAUGGUGGAGUUUUUUUAAAUACAUUAUCAAGUGAUAACAGUGAA